This is a messenger RNA of Quercus robur (English oak), 1239 nucleotides long. RefSeq lists its product as uncharacterized. Gene Ontology annotation, molecular function: protein binding; iron ion binding. The record is from RefSeq and is a predicted model, not a curated record. Bases 197 to 1024 code for a protein of 275 amino acids. NCBI's taxonomy places the organism in Eukaryota, Viridiplantae, Streptophyta, Magnoliopsida, Fagales, Fagaceae. The transcript is spliced from 6 exons.
UGAGAAUUGUGUGGAUGUCUCAUAAUCCGUGGCUAUCUAGUGAAGACUGAAGAGGGCGAGUGGUUCUCUUGGUCCCAAUUAUCCAUUCUUGUACUUCAUAUUUCCAAUCCUCAACCACCACAACCAUCUCUGCUCGUUAAACUCUAACUCACUCACACAUACACACAUUUAACUUACUGGUUACUGCUAUCCAAAUAUGUCAUCAGCUGUGGUUGCAGGUUCUUCCUCCUCUUGCACUGCCACCUUCACUAGGAACAGCUCCAUCAAAACUUCUUCAACAACACCUGCAAAGCCAUUCUUCAUAUCAUCUAAAUGCCAGAAAACCGCCUUCCAAGGCCUCUCACUCCAAGAGGCCAAAAGGGGUGUCUCGGAUUCCUUCAUAGCUGAGAAUAGAAGCAGUUUCGCAAGUGUUGUAAGAAGAGGGCUUGAGGUCACUGCAAGAACUACUGGGGCAUCAAAGACCAUUGAGGCUGAGGUUGACAAGCCACUAGGCCUCACUUUGGGUCAAAAGCCUGGGGGUCGUGUUAUCAUUAGUGCUGUAGAUGGGGGUGGGAAUGCAGCAAAAGCAGGACUAAAGGCAGGUGACCAAGUUCUAUACACUAGCAGUUUCUUUGGAGAUGAGCUAUGGCCAGCUGAUAAGCUGGGAUUUACAAAAACUGCUAUCCAAGCAAAGCCAGACUCUGUCUACUUCGUUGUUAGCAGAGGUGCUGAAGUAGAUGUUAAGAAACUACAAAAGCGUCCAGCUCCUCCCCGCUUUGGAAGAAAAUUAACUGAUGCUCAGAAGGCUAGAGCUACUCACAUAUGCCUUGAUUGUGGAUAUGUAUACACUGUACAGAAACCUUUUGACGAGCAGCCGGAUGAAUAUGUAUGCCCUCAAUGUAGAGCACCAAAGAAGAGGUUUGCACGGUAUGAUGUAAACAGUGGAAAACCAAUUGGAGGUGGGUUGCCUCCAAUUGGGGUCAUCAUUGGGCUGGUGGCUGGUAUUGGUGGAGUUGGAGCAUUGCUUGUUUAUGGUCUUCAAUGAUUCUUUUUUACUAUUGCCUUCCGAUUACAAACCCAUUGUUCUCCUCUCCAAAUCAAUCAGCCUGGUUGAUAUAAUGUUAAAUUCUGAACUGUAUGCCAAGAUUCACUCUUUGGAGCCUUUGUAUGUGUCUUAAAAUGAACUGUAAAUCUAAAGGAUGUGCUUGAAAUUAGAAGAAUCUCCAGGAGCAAGAUUUGUGACCGUUGCAUUGAUUGCAA